Messenger RNA from Tetranychus urticae (two-spotted spider mite), 2044 nucleotides. RefSeq lists its product as uncharacterized. Gene Ontology annotation, molecular function: protein binding. Lineage: Eukaryota; Metazoa; Arthropoda; Arachnida; Trombidiformes; Tetranychidae. The record is from RefSeq and is a predicted model, not a curated record.
CAACUUGUUAUCAUGUGGCUUGCAAACGGCGCUUUAAAUUUUUGAAGUCAAGUUUCAAAUGGUAAUUAUUUUCUGUGUUUUAAUAAAGUAUUUCAAUAAUUAUGGAUAAAGAAGAUCAAGAAUUGAUAAUUGUUAAUAGAAAUGUUGAAUAUACUGUCUCCAAGAGAUUCAUCUGCUCAUCUGUGCCUUAUUUUGAGAAAAUGUUUUGCUGUGAUUUGUUGGAAUCAAAGGAAAACAAAGUGCAACUUGAUUUUGAAGAACGUGUUUUUGACUCUAUACUCAAUUGGAUUCAUACUGGAUCGUUCUUAAUUCAAAUGGAAAAUGUGAUCAGUUUUUACGAAGCAGCUGAUUAUCUGAUGAUAAAUGAUCGUUUGUUGCAGCCUUGUCUUUCUUAUUUCCAGGAAAAUUUUACCAUUGAAUAUCUUCCAGUUAUUUUACCCCAAGUCACCAAAGUAUCCAAGUUGAUAAGUUCAGGAGCUCUUGAAAACUUUAUCUGUCGCCAUUUCUUGAAAAUUGUCAAUACGAAUGUUUUCUUGGACCUAUCGUUUGAAUUACUUGAAACUAUUCUCAAAUUGGAUCUGAUGGUUCACUCUGAAUAUCAAAUAUUUGAAUCGAUCAUGAAGUGGGUGAAUAAACAUGCAGAAUCAAGAAAGAAAUUUCUUGCACCGCUAUUGAAUUGCGUCCGUUGGUUUUUCAUUGAUCCUUUUGAUGUGCCUAAGAUAAAGGAUGAUCCCUUAAUCAAAUCAAUGCCAGAUUAUGAUUCAGUCAGGAUGGACGAUAAACAAGGAUUCGAUCGUAGUAAUCAAAGCUACUUCAUUUCUAUCCAUAAAAUAAACAAACAAAAUUUACGGAUCAAAGUAUUUGAUAAGAAAUUGUUCUGUUUACCGAUCUGUGAUUUUAAGAGUGACGAUACUAUGCCACUUGAAUUAGUUGAUGGAGAACACACUUCAGAUAUUCUGUUUGAUUCUGGAAGAAAAGGAAUCAGAAUUGACUGGGUUAAAAAGACAUUUCGAUGGCUUGACUUUAAAGCACCUGGCAGUACUUACUACAGCGAUAUCAAUAGAUUGAUUUUAAAUUUUCUGAGCGAUAUGAGAUGUCAGGUCUUUUCAUUGGAAAAGACAGAGGGUAAACUUUCUUUAUCGCUUUCCGAUGAAAGGAAGAUCCUUGAAUCUAAUGGUAAAUUCGUGGUCAUUGGUAAAACUCGCGAACAAAAGUGGUUUGGAUCUUUCUCAAAGCCUAAUUCCAGUUGGUUCGAUGAUUAUAAAUGUCGUAUGCAUUCUUUCCUAGCCACUGUUCUGGACAAUGUUGUUUAUAUAUUAACGGAAAAGCUCGAGUUUAUACAAUACAAUUAUUCGACUAAAAGUUUCAAUUCAAGUGUACCUUUCGAUGAAGAUGAAUUUACUUUCGAGGAUUUAAUCUUGACUUCACACCAAGCAAAAGAUGAUAAAGUUAUUCUGGUCAAUAAAUCAUCUGGAAAAAUGUAUAUUUUCUACGUGGAUGAAAAUAAAUGGGUACAAAAAUAUCAAAUAAUGAAUGUUGGUCCAUGCUCCAAGAGUGCCGAUCUACCUGUUGAUAAGUUAAUCACCUUCACUUCGGCGUUUUUAUCCAUGAAAAAUAUCAAACCUUUAUACAAAAGAAAGUUUGUUCCAUUCUGAUCUGCAUCCACAUUUGGCUUAAUUUAACUUAAAUUUCAUUAUUUAUCAACGAAUCUAAUUGGUAUAUUUUGAGCAUCAAAUAAUCAAAUUGAAAUCCAUCAUAUUUGACCAUUAUCGACCUAUUCAAUUGAAGGCUUUUAUUACAACAAAUCUGACCUGUUAUACCUGUUGACCUGAACAAAUCUGUUAUAACAAGUGUACAAUAUCUUUCCGUGUCUUUGGCGCUUGCAUCAGCACGAAUUUCACGAAUUAAUUUUUUAUCUUGCCAAAUUUCCAAAUUUUAUAAGUAUGUGUCUCCAUCAAAUGCAAUAAUUCCAUAUAUUGUAAUUUAACAAUGCUGUAUUUCAUUACAAAGCAUUACUUCAACUCAAUAGACGUUUUUCCUUGAA